AUUACCUGCCCCAAUGAUGGACUACAAUUACAUUAGCUCUAGUCUAGCAUCCGUAGUUCAAUAUCCUAUCCCUGCCCUCAACAGAUGGAGAGCAAUAGUGCAAUGGGGCAGCGGAAUAGUCUUUCUACACAAAGAUAGGGGUGUGCCUGCUCACAACUUACACACACCUUAUUAAAGCAAUUUUCUAAAUGGUUCAUGAGGUCUGGGUGGGGCAGUGCUGGCAGAAAAAGAUAUAACCACAAUAGCAAUCAAUGUGCUAACAUGUCAGGAAAAUGUCUUCUCUCCAUGACAGCCCUAGUUAGAGAGAGGGCAUCUAAAUCCCCCACUCCUGGCAACAGAGUGAAUAACAAAUCUGUGUUUGUCAUAUGAAUGCCUGGGACAAAAUAAUGUGGAAAGGCCAUUUCAAACACACAGUCAGAAUACAAAGAGACAGCCAUGAAUUCUUGUUGAGCACCUUUCUUAUGAGGCAAGACAACAACACCUGGGGCUUUUUUAGUUUAGAAAAAAGACGACUGCGGGGAGACAUGAUAGAGGUCUAUAAAAUCAUGCAUGGUGUGGAGAAAGUGGAUAGAGAGAAAUUCUUCUCCCUCUCCCAUAACACUAAAACCAGGGGUCAUCCCAUGAAAUUGACUGCCGGGAAAUCUAGGACCAACAAAUGGAAGUACUUUUGUACACAACGCAUAAUCCACUUGUGGAAUUCUCUUCCACAAGACGUGGUGACAGCCAACAACCUGGAUGGCUUCAAGAAGGGUCUGGAUAACUUCAUGGAGGAGAGGUCUAUCAUGGGCUACUAGUCUGUGGGCCACCUCCAGCCUCAAAGGCAGGAUACCUCUGAGUUCCAGUUGCAGGGGAGUAACAGCAGGAGCGAGGGCACGCCCUCAACUCCUGCCUGUGGCUUCCAGCGGCAUCUGGUGGGCCACUGUGCAAAACAGGAUGCUGGACUAGAUGGGCUUUGGGCCUGAUCCGGCAGGCUGUUCUUACGGGACCCUUCUCACAGUCUGUUUGUUUUUGCCCUCAGUAAGGCUAGUGCAACGCUUAAAACCUCAGAACUACAUAGAUCUUAGGAAUGGAGACUGUCUGCCACUCUAAAAAGUGCACAGUUCUGAGGGUAGAAUACAUCAUCAUGGAAACACAAUAUGGAUAGGUUGGUGGCAACAGCAAAAAUGGGGGAUGAGUAUUACAGCAAUGUUUAAGAAGAAAUGGAUAACGUGCCUCUGAGCAUAUGGUAAGUGCUGUUACCUCAGGAGGCAACAAUUACAAUCCGCACAUUUUGCAAAAGAGAAUCCGAGGAGGCAUGGAUAUGUUUACCACAGAGAUGGAUACAAUAGAAUGGAUACAAUACAAUGCUGAUAUUUCCUGACCAUCCCUUUAUCUUUAGCUAGGUCUUCCACUCAGAUCCCACGAGGGCACACUCAGUGACAUCUGGAUCCCUCCAUCCGUAUAUGUCUUGUCUUAAACAAAUGUGCUAAUGCAUUAAUAGAACUGAGCUUGUCUUAUUUUUCAAACGUAGAAAGAUUAUCUUGACCGUUAACUGCUGUCCUUUAACUUCCAGGAGGAGGAGAGUGGGCUUCAUUUUACCUCAGACCUGCUAGGCCUCAGUGCUCUUGUUCAAGGGGUUCUCCCUCAUCCUCUGCUCUGACUGGAGGAGUCGGUAAUGGUGUGCAGACUCCAUAGAGAAGGCUCGAGCUGAUUUCAAGAAGCACUGCAGAUUGUGAUCCGCCUAGAGCCGCUAGGAUUGGCUGUACAGAAUCCUGCCCUCUGUGUGCCACAAGCCCUUCCAGUCUAUGGGUCACGGCUUUCUGGCAAAUGACUGGGAUGAAGCUGAGCCGGAUCCCAAUCAGCUGCGAUGGAAUCCUUUCGAGAUACCGACUGCCUCUCAGAGAAAGGUGGACUUCGUGAAUGGAUUGCAUACUUUGUGUGGAGCUGGUGAACCCAAGUCUCGGAGAGGGCUUGCAAUACAUAUCUUCAGCUGUAACACCUCCAUGAUCAACAGAUGCUUUUAUAAUUCAGAUGGAGACUUUCUCAUUGUACCACAGCAAGGAAAACUGCUCAUCACAACCGAGUUUGGCAGGUUGCUGGUGGAGCCCAAUGAGAUCUGUGUCAUUCAGGAAGGGAUGCGUUUCAGUGUGGAAGUGUUUGGGGAAACUCGGGGCUAUAUCCUGGAAGUAUAUGGAGUACAUUUUGAACUGCCUGACCUGGGACCGAUUGGAGCCAAUGGCUUGGCUAACCCGCGAGAUUUCCUUGUGCCAGUUGCCUGGUAUGAAGAUCGCCAAGUAGCCGAGGGCUACACAGUUAUCAACAAGUAUCAGGGCAAGCUCUUUGCAGCACAACAGGGAAGCUCCCCAUUCAAUGUUGUGGCCUGGCAUGGAAAUUAUACACCAUACAAGUAUAACCUCAGCAAUUUCAUGAUCAUAAAUUCUGUGGCUUUUGAUCAUGCGGAUCCUUCUAUCUUCUCUGUCUUGACUGCAAAGUCAGCUCAUCCCGGAGUGGCAGUUGCUGAUUUUGUUAUAUUCCCACCCCGCUGGGCAGUGGCCAGCAAGACUUUCCGCCCACCUUAUUACCACAGGAACUGCAUGAGUGAGUUUAUGGGCCUCAUUCAAGGGAGUUAUGAGGCAAAGGAACAGGGAUUUCUACCCGGAGGGGCCACUUUGCACAGUAUGAUGACACCCCAUGGACCAGAUGCUGAGUGUUUUGAGAAGGCAAGCACAAGCAAACUGGAACCAGAGAGAAUUGCAGAGGGGACCAUGGCCUUCAUGUUCGAGUCUUCUCUUAGCUUGGCCGUUACCAAAUGGGGGCUGAAAGCUGGCUUGGAUAAGAACUACUACAAGUGCUGGGAACCCCUGAAGAGCCAUUUUAAUCCUAAGCAGAAGUGAAGAGUCCAGAUGUAUGAGCUGUUUCCUGUACAGCAUAAAGGGUGUUGAGAAAACAGUUUGCUUUGGUCAGUCUUACAUGUGAAAACUCCAGGAGCAGCCAACAAGAAGCAUGACUAGCAACUAUAAAAUAAAAUAAAAUGACCACUAGCCUUAAUUGAUCAAGUAAAGCUUUCUGUGCGAAGUCUGGAAAAGCCUGCAGGUCUCCCAUCACAUAGAAUGGGCUCAAUGUAAUGUAAUUACUUACUUAGUUGCUUUCUGGACUAGAGACUAAUGUAGCUAGAGACUAAUGUAUCUUAUAGGCUUAUGUAGGGGAAUAAUAUUAAUAAUUGACUUCAUUGGUGGAUUUUCCAAUAUAGACUGAUCUGUUGCCACUAACUCUAGAUCAUAGACAUCCAAAGCUGUGUGCAAUUUAGUCAGCCAAUUGUUGAACCAUUAUUGCUUUAUGAUAAGAGUAGGAGGUAGGAAUUAAUACAUAGCAAGGAGCAGCAUAGCAAAGUUACUGGCCCCACAACACACAACCUCACCCCCUUCAGUUAUGCUUGCUCUUGACAGUGCCCAAUGAACAAGUAUUUCUGAAGAUUGCCAGACCCCAGCAGACCAGCCUGAUCCUGCACCUAAGCUGCACCGGAGCACUACAGGGAGAUUAUGGGGAAAUUGCUUGCUUGCCUGGAUGUAUUCUCGCUAAUGAACCAUGUAUGAGAAUAUGAGCUUUUAGCUUCUUGUUAGAAUGUAUCCUCCCUUAACCAUCUGUGCCUUUGGGCUUGUUAGAAUAGAUGUAUGGCCCCGCAAUUUAGUCCGAGCUGGCAAGAGUAUCAGAUUUCCUCUUUCUCCAUCUCUACCCCUCCCCUCUGGCUCCCUGCAGUCUGUGGAAGCAAAUUGCAAUUAACACACCAAGAAAGAGAGAUGGUAAAAUGGAGGCUGGCCAGGUUUGUAGCCCGCCCCCCGCCCAUCCCCACCAAAUGCUAAUCAGCACAUUUUGGACAAUCUAGCAAGGAACAAUUAUGGGAUUUUGCACACACUGGAAGAUGCAUGUCAUGAGAGGUGGAAUAAUGAUUUGCAUGGAAGACAACAAGACAGCCAUCAAAAGAAGAUGGAGAGAUCAAAGGGAGAAGCUCCUUAUAGGAGCUUAGGACCAGGUUGGGUGACCUUGGGAAGGAGGUGCUCGGCUGGACUUUCUUGGGAUCUCACAGCUGUAUGGGACCUGAGGAGGAUACUGGCCCCGGGAUUUGGCCACUUUUGUCAGCCAAGCCGUCAGUCUGGCUAGAUUGUCGUCCUGGUGCUAAGACGACAUACUCAAAGUUCCCGUUUGUUGGUUUUGUAGCCAGUUGCAGCGCAUCCAAGUUGCCUGAUCUGUGGACUCCGACUACCUUCACCCUGGCAAUUGAACUCAACAGCAAGACACUUGCCUCUGCACCACCACCCUCCAAUUUUUCUGCCUAUCUUCUCCUCUCCUCUCCCCCUCUCACUCUUUCUCUCUCUCUAAAUCUCCUGUUAGGAUUUUAGUCAGAAUCUUUGGCCAGACAUAUUAAGAUAGAAUUAUAUAUAUGCAUUGCCUUUUCACUAUUUUGUAUGCCUUUAAUAACACAGUAAAGCUUUUUUAAAGACUC
This is a messenger RNA of Hemicordylus capensis (graceful crag lizard), 4480 nucleotides long. RefSeq names its product homogentisate 1,2-dioxygenase (gene HGD). Bases 1785 to 2873 code for a protein of 362 amino acids. Lineage: Eukaryota; Metazoa; Chordata; Lepidosauria; Squamata; Cordylidae. The transcript has 12 exons. Gene Ontology annotation, cellular component: cytoplasm. The record is from RefSeq and is a predicted model, not a curated record. Gene Ontology annotation, biological process: L-phenylalanine catabolic process. Gene Ontology annotation, molecular function: homogentisate 1,2-dioxygenase activity.